GGUUUUUAAAUAUGCAGCGACGCUGCCUGGCAGCGUACGUGCAGUGUCGCCGUCUGCUCUGCUGCGCGGCCGCCUUCUUCGUCUUGUACGUGGAAGUCACAGGCUCCAUGGCGACGCGGCAGGUGCUGCUUGGUGCCAGCAUGGACUUGAUGCCAAGCCUCAACUACGAGAGCCCACUCAUCCUGCCUUUCCUCUUGGCCUUUCUCGCCAACCAAACGCAUUGGCAGCCGUCCCAGACACCCGGCCUCUCGUUCGUCUACCUCGAUACCGCAGUGGACGAAAGGCUUGUGCUCGACAGCAGCGGCUGCCUCGCCCCGACGCCAGACGACGCGAUGCUUCGCCCGCCUUUUCUCACUUUGCUCUUGCACAACCUCUUGGAUAACCAGCGUGCGUGGCAUGCCAUCAACCUCUCGCACUACACGGUCCUCGUCGACUGCGCCUUUGACGGCCGGCGCGUCCACGACACCACGGCGCUCAAGGUCCACCUUCUGGACCCAGGGCGUGUGAACGUGACCACCAUCGUGCUGCAGACCAUGACGCUGGAUCGGCCACAGAAGCACAUUCUUAGCGCGUGCGGUGUCGCGUCGGUCGCGACAACGUCGCUGAGUGCGCUCGCGCCAUCGCCAUCGCCAUCGCCACAGAAGCCGUCCUACCGUCUUCUCGUCGGCAUUGAGUUUCCGUACAUUUUGGCGCCUUUCCAGCUCUUCACGGUGCGAGAUCCGUCGCCGUCCAACGGGCGCUGGACCGGCACGCUGUCUCCGACGCGCGAAGACGUUGUCGUCUACGGCUCGGUGGGCCUCUACCGAGGCGCACUUCGCACCCAAGGCAACUACGGCCUUUUCCACUGGGCGCUCGUCGACGACCCGAGAGCGUCGAUCUCCACGCUGGCGUACUGGAUCUCGCCGUUUUGCGUCGACAGCUACGCGUGGGUGCGCUGCCUUCUCGGCAUGGGCGUCUCGGUCAACCUCUUUCUCAACAUAUUUGUGUCGAUCGUGAUCGUCUGCAAUCGCUGGCGCCACGACCACGUGCUCUGGGUCCCCGACUUGUACCCGAGCAUCCAGCGCCGCAUCCAGCUACGCGCCAUCUUGCUCCUCGGCGCCACGAUUUUCAACCAGUUUUGGCACGUUUUCGAGUUUUGCCUCCAGCACAGCAACGCCCGGCUCGGCCUUAACUACGGGUUCGUCCUGGAUGCGAUGGUCCGCUCGGACGGCCUCACGUACAUUCUCUCGUUCGCUCUGACGCUCUGCGAUGUGUUGCGCGCGCGCGUCUGCCUCGACGUUCUUGUGGGUAUCUAUACUUGCUGUUGGGUCUUCCGAACCGAGUUGUUGAGCGCUUGCGGAUGGAUGCUCCGCGAGACGGACGACUUUGUCUUCUCCAACUACCUCAAGGACAUUGUACCGAAUCCUAAUGGCGUCAUGGCGCUUUGGGCGGCCCACGAGAAUGCGCGAUCCCCUCUCUGCCUCUUUGUGACGGAGCUAACGUGGUUCUACGUAGCUCUACUCCUCACCGCCGUCUAUACACUCGUUGCGAAGCGCUUGGAGCCGGCGCGGGACGGGCCCAGACGCGCCCAAGUCGUCCCGUACCUCUCGCGUGAGCACAUACCACAGCGUCUCCGGUCCGAAAUCCUCCACUUGGCCCAGUCGGAAAGACAGCUCUUCGCCAAGGCGCAAGGGAUCGUGGCACCGACCCCCUGCACGACAGGGACCGAAGAGAGGGCCGUGAUACCGGCCUCGAGCAUCUGGCUGCUCGGGUACCUCGUUGUCCGCGACACGAUUGUCAUCGAGAUCGCCGACUACCCGUGGCUAUGUAUCAACUUGAUCCUGCAUCGGCGGUAUUUCUGCGUCUACGGCUUCCACGUCGUUGACGGCGCGUACACGAACACGGAAAAGACGCUUGUCGACCUCUACGAUCUCCGGCUGUGGGAUGUCGUCUGGCGGCUCUCGCUUCGGCCGCUCGCGCUCCGUCUAAGAGCCGAAUAA
This is a messenger RNA of Saprolegnia parasitica CBS 223.65, 1979 nucleotides long. RefSeq lists its product as hypothetical. The record is from RefSeq and is a predicted model, not a curated record. The transcript has a single exon. The coding region runs from base 12 to 1979 and encodes 655 amino acids. Lineage: Eukaryota; Oomycota; Saprolegniomycetes; Saprolegniales; Saprolegniaceae.